Molecule: messenger RNA, 2257 nt
Organism: Momordica charantia (bitter melon)
Lineage: Eukaryota; Viridiplantae; Streptophyta; Magnoliopsida; Cucurbitales; Cucurbitaceae
Product: protein NRT1/ PTR FAMILY 1.2
Biological process (GO): transmembrane transport
Cellular component (GO): membrane
Molecular function (GO): transmembrane transporter activity
Source: RefSeq, a predicted model, not a curated record
UCGCACAACAAAAAAAAAGUAAUAUAGCAGCAGCCAAUGAAAUAUAAAAAGAUUUUUGCAUCUUGUCACUGCAAUUGAUUUGGCACAAUGCUGGACCACCUGCCAUUCUUUUUCCCUGCAGACUGCAGAGUAAUGAGCGACUCUUUCAAUAAAUUUGCGUUGGGGAGAGAGAGAUUGGAAUCGAGAACUACCUGUGAACGUUGAAGGUCGCGAGAUUGUUGGAGAGAAUGGAGGUUGUGGAAAAUGUGGAGAAGACGGGAAUCGCCAAAAGCAGUUGCGAGGGAACCCAUCAAGCUUCGAAUUGCAGAACUGGCGGUUUAAGAACAAUGCCCUUCAUAAUCGCUAAUGAAGUUUUUGAGAAGAUUUCAAGUUUGGGGCUAAGUCCUAACAUGAUGUUCUACUUUAGGGACGAGUACGGGUUUCAGAUUGCUGCUGCUUCUAGCGUUCUAUCUCUGUGGUCCGCUGCUUCCAAUGCUUUGUCGAUUGCUGGAGCUGUUCUGGCUGAUUCUUACAUGGGGCGUUUCCGCGUUAUAAUUCUCGGCUCCUUUUGUAGCUUCCUUGGGAUGGCUCUUUUGUGGUUAACAGCAACGAUCCCGCAACUGAAACCUUCAUCUUGUUCAUCAUCUGGAAUAUUGUGCGACUCUGCUAAUCUGUACCAGCUCGCUGUACUGUUCACUUCUUUGGGAUUUAUUUCCAUUGGAGCUGGUUGCAUUAAACCAUGUUCUAUGGCCUUUGGUGCAGAUCAACUCACCAAUGAGAAAAAUUCCAGUAACAAGGGUGUCUUAGAUACCUACUUCAAUUGGUAUUAUGCAGCAAGUGGGAUAUCUACAGUUAUUGGAAUGACUGUUAUUGUGUACAUUCAAGAUGAAUUUGGAUGGGGCACUGGAUAUGUAGUUCCUGCAGUUCUCAUGCUUUUGUCUGCGCUAAUAUUCCUAGCGGGUUCUUCUCUUUAUGUGAAAGUGAAGCCUGCACAGAGUUUGUUUACUGGAAUUUUUCAAGUAAUUGUGGUGGCAUUUAAGAACAGAAGAUUGUCACUCCCUUAUAGUAACUUUGAUCAGUACUACCUUGGUCAUGACCCGAAGCUCCUUGUCCCAACUGAUUCUAUGAGGUGUCUGAAUAAAGCCUGUCUUAUAAAAGAUGCUGAGAAUGAUUUAAAUCCAGAUGGCUCAGUGUCAAAUCCAUGGAACCUGUGCUCUGUGGAUCAAGUAGAGUCGCUCAAAAAUUUUAUAAGAAUCAUCCCAGUGUGGUCAACAGGCAUUAUCAUGGUUGUCUGCAUAAAUCAAAACGCAUUAGGCGCACUCCAAGCGAAGAUUAUGAACAGGCACAUCACCGGUAGUUUCGAAUUCCCCGCAGGAUCGAUCAAUGUGUUCAUGAUUAUUUCUUUAUCCCUGUGGCUUGUCUUUUAUGACCGAAUAAUUAUGCCUUUACUGAAAAGAUGUGGUCAUGCUGGAAGACUCAGUCCUGAAUUGAGAAUCGGAAUUGGCCUGCUUCUCUCAUGCUUUGCAAUGGCCAUUGCCGCGGUCGUUGAAGCUACAAGGCGUAGAAUUGCCAUAGAAGAAGGUCUAGAAGACCAACCAAAUGCUGUUGUUGACAUGUCAGCUCUAUGGUUAGUGCCUCAAUGUGUAGUCCUGGGAGUUGCCGAAGGUUUUAAUGCAGUCGGACAGAUUGAGUAUUUCUUCUCGAAAAUAUCGAAGGUGUCGUCGAGCAUGGCGGUUGCUCUACACACAGUUGAGAUGUCUGUAGCUAACUUGGUGGGAAGCAUUCUUGUGCAGAUAGUAAAUGGCAUAACAGGAAAAGGAAAUGAGACAAGCUGGUUGGACAACAAUCUCAAUAAGGGUCACUUGGAUUAUUUUUACUGGUUAUGUGCUGCAUUGGCUUUGGUGAACCUUUGUGGUUAUCUUCUGUAUAACAGGGCUUAUGGGUUUUCUGAGAAGAUACAAGGAAAUGAAUCAAGUGAGAUACAAGACUUUGAGUAUAGGAACUUGCCUUCAUCUUAGGGAUGGAGAAGAUUGCACUUUUCUUCAGACUUGGAUGUAUUUCUUACUCGGAGAUGGUCUCACUUUUGGGAUUUUUUGGCCCACAAAGUCUUUAAAGUUUGCAUUCAAGAUUAUGUAUCACUGUUAGAUAGAUUGUAGUUGCCCCUUCUAGUACUAUUUACAUGUUCCUUUUAGAGUAAAAAUGAUAUCAUGGGUGAUGGUCAUGGAAGUGUCAAUUAUAAUAAAUUAUAAUAAAUGUGAGGUGCCACUAAUAAUUAGUA